Quercus lobata is the source of this 3225-nucleotide messenger RNA. Its product is annotated as receptor-like protein 56. The record is from RefSeq and is a predicted model, not a curated record. The transcript is spliced from 5 exons. The coding region runs from base 82 to 3087 and encodes 1001 amino acids. Gene Ontology annotation, molecular function: protein binding. NCBI's taxonomy places the organism in Eukaryota, Viridiplantae, Streptophyta, Magnoliopsida, Fagales, Fagaceae.
CUUCCAACUUCUCUAUAUAAAGGCAAUGGACUUAUAACUUUCUUGUCUUGGGUACUUACACAGAAGUUGGUUUAGUUAUAAAUGAAAGUAGGUGUUUCACAAAAUUUCUCAAUGGGGUGGCAUUUAGUGAAGUCUUUGCUGUGGGCUUUACUACUCUUUGUUCAAAUUCAUGAGCAUAGAGCUUGUAUUGAGGAAGAGAGGAUGAGUCUCCUAGAAUUGAAAGCAUUUAUAAAAUCCCACACUAAUUAUACCGAGUACAUUCUUCCAACAUGGGUUUAUGAGACAAAGAGUGAUUGUUGUAGUUGGGAGCGGGUCAACUGUAGCACUACCACUGGUCACGUGAUCAAUCUCACGCUCUCCCGUUCAUACAACUAUUUUUUCGAUGGGGUGGGGACUUGGUUCCUAAACGUGUCCCUGUUGCAGCCUUUUAAGGAGUUAAGAAUUCUUGAUUUAUCUGACAACGGAAUUGCUGGUUGGUUGGGAAAUGAAGAAUCUGAUUGCUUGUCUGAACUGAGAAAGCUAACAUACUUAAAUUUAGCGGGGAACUACUUCGACAAUAAAAUUUUAAGAUCCUUAGGUGCCCUCCCAGUUCUUAAAUCUUUGGAUUUAAGUUUUAAUAAUCUCUGGCCUCUUUCUAGCAAAGAACUGGUUUAUCUAAGCAACCUGGAGGUCCUAAUCUUGCAGAAUUGUAGCCUUAAUGGAAGCCUACCAUUCAAGGAUAUGGCAAAUUUCAGCAGUUUGAAGAUUUUAGAUUUGAGUAGAAAUCGUUUCACUGGAAGCAUUACUCCAUAUAUCGGAGCGUUUUCUUCUCUCAAGGCCAUAUCAUUAUCUGAAAAUGAAUUCAAUGGAACUUUAAACACUCCAGAGCUUUGUGCACUGAAGAAACUUGAAGAGAUAGAGCUUGCUGGUAAUGGCUUCGAAGGGAUGCUUCCUCCAUGCCUAAACAAUUUGACAUCUCUUUCGUACUUAGAUAUAUCUCGCAACCGGUUCAACGGAAACUUGUCUUCAUCUCCAAUAGCCAGCCUAACAUCCCUUGAGUACAUUGAUUUGAGUUAUAAUCUUUUUGAAGGUUUAUUCUCAUUCAGUUUAUUUGCUAAUCACUCCAAGCUUAAGGUGAUUCAAUUUUUGAGUUAUGACAAUAAACUUGUUAUAGAGAAUGAGAAUCACAGUUGGGACCCUUUGUUUCAAUUAAAGAUCUUAGUACUGUCUAAUUGUAGUCUCAACAACCCCACCGACAACUUUCCUAAGUUUCUCUUGGACCAACAUGAAUUGGAAGUCGUUGAUAUAUCUCACAGUAAGUUGAAUGGAAGCUUCCCUAUAUGGUUGCUAGAAAACAAUACUGAACUACAACUGUUAAAUCUUCGAAGUAACUCUUUCACAGGCGAGUUUCAUUUGCCAUCAGAUCACUACAUGAAUCUUCGUUGGUUGGAUCUCUCCAACAAUCACUUUGUUGGGAAACUUCAAGAAAAUAUCGGAAAGAGGAUUCCAAAAUUAGAAAAUCUAAAUUUAUCCAAAAAUCAUUUUGAAGGUAAUCUUCCAUCCUCAAUAGGUGACAUGAGUAAUUUGGGGUCUUUGGACUUGUCCUUUAAUAAUUUUUACGGAGAGGUACCAAUGGAAUUGGUUGCUAAUUGCACCUCCUUGGUAGAUUUGUGGUUAUCUAAUAAUAACUUUUACGGCGAAAUUUUCUCGAACCACUUCAACCUAUCCUUAACAACCUUAGAAUUGCAAAAUAAUAAUUUCACAGGCACUCUUCCAGUUGAACCCCUAAAUGUAUGGUUGGUCCUAAAUAUUAGCAACAACCACAUGACAGGUACAAUUCCUCCAUGGAUAGUAAAUGGUAGUGGUGUGUCACCAAGGGCAAUUGUUGACUUGAGUAGCAACUCUUUUGAAGGCCAGAUUCCAUGUGGAAUAGCUUUAUGUGAUAUAAUAAACCUUUCUCAUAACUUGCUUUCAGGAUUGUUACCUUCUUGCUUGAAUCUACUAUGGGGGAAUCUUAGGCACUUACUUUUAAAAGGGAACAAACUCACAGGGCCAUUACCAAAAGCUAUUCUCAGUUUAUCUCUUGUGACAUUGGACAUUAGAGAUAAUCGCUUUAAUGGCAGCAUCCCUAAUGAAAUCGCUGGACUUUCCAACUUAAAAGUGCUUUCAUUAAGUGGCAAUCAUUUUAGUGGGGUGAUUUCAAAGCAGUUGUGUCAGUUAAAGAAAAUAAGCAUAAUGGAUCUUUCCAAUAACUUUUUUUCUGGGACAAUACCGAACUGCUUUAACAACAUAUCCUUUGGGAAGCUAGCUGCUAGUGAUUUUGUCUAUACAUCUUAUGUUGAUUUUAUGACAGACGGUUUUCCCUUACCAUAUAAAUCUCUUCUAAAUAGGGAUUUUCAAAUUGAAGGGACAUCUUGGGACUUCUAUGAACAAGUUGAGAUUGAGAUUAAUACGAAAUAUAGAGCUGACUUGUACAAGGGUCUCAACCUCGAUAUCAUGUCUGCAUUGGAUUUGUCAUUCAACAAGCUAAUAGGUGAAAUCCCAUCAGAGCUAGGACAGCUAUCUUCACUACAUGCACUAAACUUGUCUCACAAUCACUUGACAGGUCCUAUUCCAAAAUCGUUCUCAAAUUUGUCUCAAUUAGAGAGCUUAGACCUUUCUCACAACAAUUUGAGUGGAAAAAUUCCUUCAACAUUGACUGAUCUAACAUUUCUAGCAGUUUUUACUGUAGCUCACAACAACUUAUCAGGUAAAGUUCCAGAAGGGAAACAACAAUUUUCAACAUUUGAAGAGAGCACCUAUGAAGGAAAUCCAUUUCUUUGCGGUGCACCACUAAAGAAAAGUUGCUUCGAUACUGAUGAAUCAUCUCCAUCAUCACAAAAAUCUUCAGAGGCAAGUGACGGCAGAUGGUAUGAAGUUGAUCUUCUAGCCUUCUUUCCAAGUUUUUUGGUAUCUUGCAUUAUUUUCUUUUUGGGUGUAGUCAGUGUUCUUUAUAUUAAUCCUCAUUGGCAGCAACGCUGCUUCAACUUUGUUGAGGAUUGUAUGUACUGGUGUUAUUUUUUUGCUACAAAUAGCCUAAAAGAGCUGUCAAGCCGUAUGUGUCAUUAGAUGUACUCAAUUUCUGUAGAAACCUUCUGUGGUAGUAUUGAUAAAUACCUAUGUGUAUGGGUAUGUUUGGUUUUGAAUAAUUGUUAUCAUGCUCUGUUAUGAAACAAGGAGCUCACUUGCAGUACUUUUUCAUUCGUA